AUGGCACCCUUUUAUCCUAUCACUAUCUGCAGGUCUGAUGGACAGUUAGAAGUCAUUACAAAGACAGGAGUAAAAGAAUUGAAUCAACCGACACCAGCUCAAUUGAGCGAUAAAGAGGAUGCGGAAGGAAACGUUGAUUGUUAUAAGAAGCUCGAAUAUGACGAACCGAAAGCUGUAGAUUGGAGGAGAAAGAUUGGUGGCAUGUUGAUGCAUUAUUUGGGUGGAAAGGAGCAUUCUGAUAGAAAUUACGUACUCAAAGAUCUGCCAGAAGGAUAUGUUUUAUGGGAACACCUCAAAUAUAAUAAAAACAAAUUAGAGGCAGAGCAGAAGAGGGAAAAGGGCAAACACGCAGCUGGAGCAUAUGAACGACAAGAUACCUACUUAUACGGACACCCUCAAGGCCGAAAGAAGAGAUAUCGAAGCCCUGCGGAUUUCUUUCCGCAUGUUCUUUGGUUGAGUACAGAUAAAGAUGGCGACCCAAGGAAUUGUUCCUGCAAAGUCUGUUCGCCAUUCGGGGAGGAUGAUCCACAAGAGGAUACACCCAAACAGGACAGCGGGGUAGUGUUGAAGAAGGAAAUAAGUAAAGCAGCCAUACCAGUUGUCAGCAUACCCCAAGUGAAGAAGGAAGCGAAGAAGGAUAACAUGCCAAUUGUCAGCAUACCUCAGAAGUCUGUGUCUGCUUCAGGGUCUGCUUCAGGGUCCGCAUCUUCAGCUUCUGGAUCUUCAAAACCAUCUUCGCAGCCCAUUUCAUUGAUUCGGUCGCCAGAACAAAGGCUCGAUAGCGAUCCUAAUAGUGGAUUCAUCUAUCGCACUGGAGAGUUGGUCUGGUUUAACAGAGGGCAUGCUUGGGGCCUUGCAGUCAUAUCGAAACGAAGAAUUGAAAAUUUUACAGCUCAGUAUUUGGUUCAACCACUCUCUCACCCAAUUACACAUCCCGCCGCUCAAAUCAAUGAACAAGAAUCCAUUAGGCCUUGGCUCGCUUGGAGUGUACCGCAGACUACGAUCAGUGCAAUAAAUAAUCUUCCUUAUGAUGAGGUUCCUUGGGAUCGUAUAAUUCGAGGCGAAUAUGGUGGAGGAGAUUAUCAAGUCGAUGGUAGCAUCUUGGCCGCGAAAGUUAUCGACGGAAGUUAUUCUCUCUUCGACAGAAUAGAAAAGGCUCUGGUUUCUCCCGGAGAAGUCCAUUACAAUGGAAUGUUCCUCGGAGCCGAAAAGAUUUGGGUCGGCGAGCCAGUUCGUCUGCGCGUGGAAGGGGAUGCAAUUGUGGUCCUUGUCAUUCAAAAGCUCAUUGAACGUACCGUUCAACCAAAUCCACUUCUGACUGUAGUAACCUUCGUGGGUGAUAUCUACAAAUUCGUCGAGAUGCCAAUGCCUUACAGCAGUCGUUCUCAGUGGCCUACACCCGACUUACCUGCUCGAAUGGUAGCAGAUUUACGAUUCCGCAAUGAGGUAGCAGAUAAUGCCAAAAAACGUACUUGGUAUGAAUGGCAAUUACUUGAGCCAGCAGCACGUCGAGGCUUGGCUGAUAUCAAAGGUCGUUGGUACGAGACACGACUUCUAUUGCCGGUUCUAAGAGGCUUAGAAGCAUACCAACUUGGUAUAGGACGAGGUGAAACUAGUGAUGCUAGUUUGUGGAUGAAUGGAAGAGGAGAUACUAUUGGAGGAACAGGAAAAAGACAGAAAAAUAGAAGAAUGACUCUGGGUAAAUCAGUUCCCGAUGACUUCAAGGUGGGAAGAGGUUUGGACGGCCCUCCGGCUGAUAAUCUGUUCCCCGAAACCACUAUUCCUCCUCCGAGUGUUGCUAUACCAGAUAUUGAUCAAUUUAUGGAUCUCGAUGGUGUGGGAAAUUCAAGUGGAUACAAUGUCUGA
Sclerotinia sclerotiorum 1980 UF-70 is the source of this 1866-nucleotide messenger RNA. RefSeq lists its product as hypothetical. Gene Ontology annotation, cellular component: rDNA heterochromatin; SHREC complex. Bases 1 to 1866 code for a protein of 621 amino acids. The record is from RefSeq and is a predicted model, not a curated record. Gene Ontology annotation, biological process: silent mating-type cassette heterochromatin formation. NCBI's taxonomy places the organism in Eukaryota, Fungi, Ascomycota, Leotiomycetes, Helotiales, Sclerotiniaceae. The transcript is spliced from 2 exons.